AUUUACGAUAUGCAAUUUUACAGCAGUAAUGUUUACCGGAGAUGCGGGGUGAGGGCGGGCGGCUGGGCGGCGGCAUGGGCAGCUGUCGCAGCCUUAGGGGGGGGCGACGGAUCGGGCACUGCAACGACCCCGCGUCUCGGAACUUCGAGACAAUCGUAAAACACAUCAAGUAAGUACUAUUAUACGUUCUGAAGCUGCUCGGAAGGCAAGGAAUGCUACCUUCAUUGUAAUUGCAUAGCGUUCACUCGCGGGAGUUCUAGCGCGGGGCCUGCUAUGGUGCUGCCAGUCAGGGCAAAGAAGAUUGUGUUAGCAUCUGUUGUGGUUGUGACAGUGCUGACGUUGGUCAACUAUCACCAAAUUGUGCACUUCGCGGAGACAGCGUUGCCACACCGUCUGCCGGAGCCUUUCACGCACAACCACAUCUUCUACGAGCCGUCGGGCGGGUGGCUGGUGGGCCCAGCAGCGCCCUGCCCGCAGCGCUGGAUCCCGGGCAUCUGGGUUUCCAAGUCUCAGAGGCAGCACACCGGCGGUGUGCUACCUCUGACGGAGGAUGCGCAGCAGGAGGUGUUCCAGGCCAUGAACCCGCCGGGCUGUGGCGGCGCCAAGUUCCUGGUGCACCGAGUGGAGCCGCAGGGCUUCGCCGCCGCCAUCCAUGAGCUCGGGGUGGCGCUGCAGCUAGCGCUGGACAGCGGGCGUGUGCUGGUGGAGGCGCCGGGCAGCCCGCACGCGGAGGGCGUGCCGGAGUGCGGGGCGCUGCGCAACACGUUGGAUAGCUGCUACCUGCUGCCCUUCAGCAGCUGCAGGCCCUCAGAGGCCGACAUCAUCGCGGCCCUGAACACCACGCAGUCACAGCCGCAAGGAGUGACUGUGCCUCGAGAGCCGCGCAUCAUCUUCACCAACACGGCGAUGGUGGAGGCGGCACGGCACCGGGCGCCCAAGAGGUUUGAAGAGCGGCUGCAGCAGACAGCCGUGGACCACCAAAAGCACCGGUACUGGUGGCGGGCGCAGGCGGCGGCGUACCUGCUGCGGCCCAACAUGGGCACUCUGGCAAACCUGGGCAAACGGCGGAUGCAGGAGCUGCGCGGCCCGGAGCCGUCGCCGGGUUGUAUCACGGUUAUAGCGCGCAGCGGAAAGAGCGGUGACGGCGCCGCGGCAUCCGACUUCAAAGACGCGGAUUAUGAUGAGCGUGCCGCCAAAUUGCGGGCGCUGGACCCGACCCGCUUCAAUGACCAUAUCUUCCUGAGCGCCUCCAGCGGCCACACGCUGUCGUACUUUGCGAACGGCACGGGUGCAACGGCCGAUGCAGGGGCGCAUAGAUGGCAUACAGGCUACGUGGCGGGCUUGAAGCACUUUGGCGGCGGCAUGAGUCUGCGACUCAGGAAGGCGGGAGGCGGCCACGACUUGGACGCCGUGCCAAAGGACGCGGUGUAUGAGUCCAUGCUCAACACGCUGUUGGAGCUAGACCUGGCGCUGGAGUGCAGCGGCUUCGUGGGGUCCAUAGACUCCCACUGGGUCAGGUUGGUAGACGAGAUGCGGUCCGUCGUGCGAUGCAGCGCCGACGCGCCCUAUAUCGAUGUGGGCCAUGACGACCCUCGGCAAAUGAAUUUGCACUGGUGAAUGAGGGGAGCGGGGACGUGUCCAGGCUCCUCUGCCUGAGCUGUAGUAUUUCUGCCAUCAUGCUCUUGAUCUCUGGGGUUCGGCACUAGUGGCACUUGACGGCACAAGGCGCCAGCGUGUGUGCUUCUACGUGACCAAAUCACAAGGUCCGGGUUUCAGAGUAUACAGUGUGGGGUACAUACGGUAUGGCGCCAAUGGGACUCGAGCGCUUGCUGUGAAACGCGACAGCUUCACGUUCGCCACGCGCCUGUGACGAAGGUACACACAACGAGGCCCAAGGGUUAGUCUGUCAAGUAGGCCAUUCAUUGACAACCGCACGGCAGGACAAAUAUCGCCAUUAUUAGAUUAGAGUCAUGUGAGGACACCUAUUGCGACGGAGGCACUUACAGGAGUGGGGGCACCAUGAAUCAUCUGGAGCUGUUGACGUGGGACUGGGAAGGUAGGAGGCACGGACUGGUUUUGGGGCCCACCACUAGCGAAUGGAAAGGUUCGCCCUGUAACAUGACUUACGCCGCACUGUUGUUACCCUGCGGAUAACUAUUUUAUGCAAAUGCAUGCAUAGCUGGGAAGGCCCCUCAUGGCCAGAUAGCGUUUUGCUUCAUGGGGGAGUACUACAGGUCAAGCUGCAAGUCCGACCCGCACCAGGGGAGGUGUGAGACCAAGUUCGACUCGCUGUGGCCGCAUUAUUUCAGUGUCAAGCCAUGGGCCCAUGGCCGACUGUUUUGAAGACGGAGUCAUGCCGGGCCCCAUUUUGAAAGGCAGGAAGAGGAGUGCGGAUGCGUGCGUGCAUGACGGGAAAGGGCUGUAC
Molecule: messenger RNA, 2425 nt
Organism: Chlamydomonas reinhardtii
Lineage: Eukaryota; Viridiplantae; Chlorophyta; Chlorophyceae; Chlamydomonadales; Chlamydomonadaceae
Exons: 10
Coding region: 274-1617 (447 amino acids)
Biological process (GO): protein N-linked glycosylation
Molecular function (GO): alpha-(1->6)-fucosyltransferase activity
Source: RefSeq, a predicted model, not a curated record